CUUUCUCUUCCAGGUGGGGCUGUUGACCUUCUGGGGAGAAAUAUUCCCUCAAUCCUGAGAAUGACUAAAGGAAUGGAUCCAAAUAUAAGCAGAAGGCUUUGCAUUAAACCCCAUGAAGAAGGUCAGCAUCAGCCAAAAAGUCCGUCUACUUCGAGGGUGCCUGGACACAAGCCUACAGACUGGGACAAAAGAUUUUUGUUGUGGGCAGGCCAUUUCAAAAAAAACGAGGAUAUACCAGAGACUGUCUCGAUUGAUACAAUCAGAGCAGCAAAGACCACAUGGCGUGUGAAGCUCAGCUAUGUGAUGAUUGCCUUGACAAUAGUGAGAUGCAUAAUCAUGGUGAUUAGAGGAAAGCAGGCUGUAAAAAGGCAUGAAACUCUUACAAGCAUAAACUUGGAAAAGAAAGCACAAUGGAGAGAAGAAGCUACUCAGAGCACAUCUGCUAAACCUUAAAGGAGGAGAUGAAGAGACCACGUAUUGGAGAAGAAAAGCUGUCCCUCUUGGCACUGGAAGAACAUAGUCACAUCUUUCAUGUAUGUUACUUCUGUACUCUCAUGUUCAAGAAAAUUAAUACAUUAUCCUGUAAUCAUUAAAACCAGAAAUACUUCACUUUUCCUAGCAACCUCCCCUUGCCUCCAAACUCUCUUCUUCAUGGUCAGUGGGACAGGACAGGUGAACAAACUGGACAGACAGGUGUUUCCCACAUGUGCUAUGCACUCUUACCACUUAUGAGAAGAUAACUGGGACAGAAAAGGAUACCCCCUUCGGUUUUGACUUGUGCAUCCAUACUUGUAAAAAUGAAAUAACCUU
Molecule: messenger RNA, 810 nt
Organism: Pezoporus flaviventris
Lineage: Eukaryota; Metazoa; Chordata; Aves; Psittaciformes; Psittacidae
Gene: FAM162A
Product: family with sequence similarity 162 member A
Biological process (GO): cellular response to hypoxia; positive regulation of release of cytochrome c from mitochondria; neuron apoptotic process
Cellular component (GO): mitochondrion
Source: RefSeq, a predicted model, not a curated record